ACGCGAAUCAGGUUAUGGUCGUCGGUUCGACUCGACCAACGUCAAAUCAAUUUGCAACAGAUUGCCCUUUAUAUGGGAAGGCAGGGGAUUCUCGUUGAACAAACUUGAUAAAGUGUUUGCUUGCCAGUGGCUCUCAAAUGAUCAAGUCAUUUUGGGGUCAAAAUGCAACCAUCUUGCGCUUCUUAAUUGUCUUACAAGAGAACUACAGUUUAUUCCCUUGCUAGAAGAAACGGGCGCAAUUCACAAUUCAGAGCCCAAAUGUGCCUCAGGCAUUCAUGCUAUCCAGUUGAAUCCAUCACAAACAUUUUUGGCUACCGGAGGCAAAAACAUUACAACAGUUGGAGUUUACAGUUUGCCAGAACUUUCCCCGUUUUGUAUUUUUCAGGCCAUUAGCACGCCUAUGACCAGCGUUGUAUCCGAACUUCCGGACGACCGAUUCCGCGCUUUGGAGUACUUGCCCUCAAGGAACAUGUUUGCCCUUGUGUCGAUGUCUAGGCAUUUUUACCUCUACGAUGCAGAAAGACUUUUCGGUGGUGACUCCCAGCGGCCAUUUCAUACUAUUUUUCUGCGCUACUCUGACAGGGUAAUUGUAGAUUUUUAA
Messenger RNA from Dibothriocephalus latus, 601 nucleotides. The record is from the annotation of a GenBank genome assembly. Lineage: Eukaryota; Metazoa; Platyhelminthes; Cestoda; Diphyllobothriidea; Diphyllobothriidae.